AGACGUCACGGGGCAGCGAAAAACAUAGUUUUAGACACUUUUUAAUCUGUGUGAAUCGCGUUGAAAAUUGUGCUUAAAAAUUACCAAUUGUUAAAAACCGCUUAACUAAGACAACAAUGGCGCCGAAAGCAAGAACAGUUGGCAUCAAACCAAAAGCACAGACCUUCAAAGACAAGUCGAAGCCAACCGAUGUGCGGCUGUCCAAUAUACAGGCGGCAAAGGCUGUUUCCGAUGCGAUUCGCACCAGUUUGGGCCCGCGCGGCAUGGACAAGAUGAUCCAGGCGGGCAAUGGGGAGGUGUCCAUCACAAACGAUGGCGCCACCAUUUUGAAGCAGAUGAACGUCUUGCAUCCGGCUGCCAAGAUGUUGGUCGAGCUGUCCCGUGCCCAGGAUGUGGAGGCCGGCGAUGGCACCACAUCUGUGGUGGUUAUUGCGGGCGCUUUGCUUGAGGCCUGCGAGAAGCUGCUGCAGAAGGGACUGCAUCCGACUGCCAUUUCGGACUCGUUCCAGCGCUGCUCGAACAAGGCGGUCGAGAUACUCACCCAAAUGUCCACGCCCAUUGAGCUCAAUGAUCGCGAUACUCUGAUCAAGAGCGCCUCGACAUCACUCAACUCCAAGGUGGUCUCGCAGCAGAGCAGCCUGCUGGCUCCGAUUGCUGUCGAUGCGGUGCUAAAGGUCACCGAGCCCGGCAAGGAGACGUCUGUGGAUCUGAAGAACAUCAAGGUCAUUCAGAGCCUGGGCGGCACCGUUGAGGAUACGGAACUGGUGCAGGGUCUGGUCUUUACCAGCCGCUCGGCGGGCACCAAUGCGCCCAAGCGCAUCGAGAAGGCCAAAAUUGGCCUGAUUCAGUUCUGCAUUUCGGCACCGAAAACCGAUAUGGAUCACAAUGUGAUUGUCAGCGAUUAUGCGGCCAUGGAUCGUGUGCUCAAGGAGGAACGUUCCUAUAUUCUCAAUAUUGUCAAACAGAUCAAGAAGGCCGGCUGCAAUGUCCUGCUCGUCCAGAAGUCCAUAUUGCGCGAUGCCGUUUCGGAUCUGGCUCAGCAUUUCCUGGACAAGAUCAAGUGUCUGGUUGUCAAGGAUGUGGAGCGUGAGGAUAUUGAGUUCGUAUGCAAGUCUCUGCACUGCCGUCCCAUCGCCUCGCUGGAUCAUUUCACAGCCGAGAACCUGUCCAGCGCCGAUCUCGUCGAGGAGGUGGCCAGCGGCACCAACAAGUUUGUCAAAAUCACGGGCAUACAGAAUCAGGGACGCACCGUUUCCAUCAUUUGCCGUGGCUCCAACAAGCUGGUGCUCGAGGAGGCAGCCCGUUCGUUGCACGAUGCGCUCUGCGUGGUGCGUUGUCUCGUGAAGAAGCGCGCCCAGAUUGUGGGCGGCGGUGCGCCAGAAAUCGAGAUGGCACUGCAGCUGGCCGCCUUGGCUCAAACCGUGGAGGGUGUGGAUGCCUAUUGUUAUCGCGCCUUUGCCGAUGCCCUGGAGGUAAUUCCAUCGACACUGGCCGAGAAUGCGGGCCUCAAUCCGAUUGCCACCGUCACGGAGCUGCGCAAUCGUCAUGCCCAGGGCGAGAAGACGGCGGGCAUUAAUGUGCGCAAGGGCGCCAUUACCGAUAUAUUGGCGGAGAACGUUGUCCAGCCGCUGCUGGUCAGCACAUCGGCCAUCACACUGGCCACCGAGACCAUACGCUCCAUACUGAAGAUCGAUGAUAUUAUCAAUACCAUGAGCUAAACAUGUUCGCCUACUGUGCUGCAAGAUCUU
Messenger RNA from Drosophila novamexicana, 1748 nucleotides. It is a transcript of the gene CCT4, whose product is annotated as T-complex protein 1 subunit delta. Gene Ontology annotation, molecular function: ATP-dependent protein folding chaperone; ATP hydrolysis activity; ATP binding. The record is from RefSeq and is a predicted model, not a curated record. Bases 117 to 1718 code for a protein of 533 amino acids. The transcript has 4 exons. Gene Ontology annotation, biological process: protein folding. Gene Ontology annotation, cellular component: chaperonin-containing T-complex. NCBI's taxonomy places the organism in Eukaryota, Metazoa, Arthropoda, Insecta, Diptera, Drosophilidae.